CUGGAAGUAUCAGGCUGGAGUUCCUCAGCACUGAGGGGCUGAAUCCAAUUGAUGAGCUCUCCUGGGAACACCUUUGGGAAUAACCCUUCCAAGCGAAGGUGCCAGGACAGCGAAUGAGAACGAGGAGGAGAAUCCCCAGCAGGAAGGGUCUGCGGGAACAGAGCUGCCCAGGACGUCUGCCACACAGCGGGGAGGAGCCAGCGAGAGCCCGGGCGGGGCAGGACCACAGCAGGGAGAGCCCCUGGAGGAGAACGAAGCCGCCCCGGGGGAGAAACCCUACCAGGGCACCCAGUGCCACAAACACUUCAGCCGCAGCUCCAACCUGCUCCGUCACCGGCGCUCCCACACGGGUGAAAAGCUGUUUCGCUGCACCGUGUGUGGGAAGGGCUUUACGCAGCGCAGGGAACCUCACGGAGCACAGCCAGAUCCACGCCGGGGAGCACCCCUCCCAGUGCCCCCAGUGCGGGAAGGCCUUUGCCCUGAGCGCCUCCCUGCACCAGCACCGCCGCAGCCACACCAGAGAGCGGCCCUACACGGGCCUAGAGUGGGGGAAGGGCUUUGGGGUGAGCUCUGCGCUCGUGGUUCACCAACGCAUCCACACCUGGGAGCGGCUCUACCUGUGUGAGGAGUGCAGACGCGGCUUCUGCCGCAGCUCCAACCUGGUACGGCACCUGCGCACCCACACCGGGGAGCGGCCCCACAGCUGCACCCAGUGCAGCAAGUGCUUUGGGGAGAGCUCUGCCCUGAUCCAGCACCGGCACACCCAUGCCAGCGAGCGCCCCUACCAGUGCCUUGACUGUGAGCAGGGCUUCAGCCAGGCCUCCCACCAGGCCCAGCACCGGCACACCCACACCGGGGGGUGGAGCUCCAACCUCAUCAAGCACCAGCGGGGGCAUUCGGGGGAGCGGCCCUACAAGUGCCCCCAGUGCGGGAAAGGGUUCAGCCACCCCUCCAACCUGAUCCACCACCAGCGCACCCACGUGGACAUCGAGCCCUUCAAAUGGCCUAACUGUGGGAAGAGCUUCACCCAGCAUGGCUGGGUCCACACCGGCCAGAAGCCCUACCAGUGCCCCCAGUGUGGGAAGGGCUUCAGCCAGAGCUCCCACUACACCUACCACCAGCACAGGACAGCCACACCGUACAGUGGCCCUUCCGCUAUGCCAGCUGUGGGAAGGGCUUUAGCUGCAGCUCCAACCUGAUCCAGCACCAGGGGAUCCACAGUGAGGGGACCCCUGCCAGCCAAUGACAGGGCGGGAGAGGGUGUGGGAAGUUAGGGUGGAAAUCAGCUCAGAGAGGCCCUGCCACAGACCCACCUCGGGGAGAGGGGCUCCGUCGUGAUUCAGCACCAGGGAAUCCCCAUCCAAGAAAGCCCCUGCCAUUGACCCACAGCCUGUGUGGGAAAGAAGCUGGCAUGGUAAGUCAGCCUCGGCCGUCAAGUGAGUUCCCAGUGUGCUGCGGUGGCUGUGAAGGCUGGCCAGGAUCCUGG
Molecule: messenger RNA, 1486 nt
Organism: Mauremys reevesii (Reeves's turtle)
Lineage: Eukaryota; Metazoa; Chordata; Testudines; Geoemydidae
Product: zinc finger protein OZF-like
Exons: 3
Coding region: 114-1199 (361 amino acids)
Biological process (GO): negative regulation of transcription by RNA polymerase II
Molecular function (GO): DNA-binding transcription repressor activity, RNA polymerase II-specific
Source: RefSeq, a predicted model, not a curated record